Molecule: messenger RNA, 2000 nt
Organism: Centrocercus urophasianus (Greater sage-grouse)
Lineage: Eukaryota; Metazoa; Chordata; Aves; Galliformes; Phasianidae
Gene: FZD7
Product: frizzled class receptor 7
Exons: 1
Coding region: 1-1701 (566 amino acids)
Biological process (GO): non-canonical Wnt signaling pathway; canonical Wnt signaling pathway
Cellular component (GO): plasma membrane
Molecular function (GO): Wnt receptor activity; Wnt-protein binding
Source: RefSeq, a predicted model, not a curated record
AUGCGGCCCGCGGCGGGAGGAGCGGGCGCCGGGCUCCGCUGGCUGGGCCUGGCCGCCCUGCUGGCCGCCCUGCUGGGCACCCCGUGCGCGGCGGCGCAUCAGGACGAUAAGGCCAUCUCCGUGCCGGACCACGGCUUCUGCCAGCCCAUCUCCAUCCCGCUCUGCACGGAUAUCGCCUACAACCAGACCAUCCUGCCCAACCUGCUGGGCCACACCAACCAGGAGGACGCCGGCUUAGAGGUGCACCAGUUCUACCCGCUGGUCAAGGUGCAGUGCUCGGCCGAGCUCAAGUUCUUUCUCUGCUCCAUGUAUGCACCGGUUUGCACCGUACUGGAGCAGGCCAUCCCACCCUGCCGCUCCCUAUGUGAACGGGCUCGCCAGGGUUGCGAGGCGCUCAUGAACAAGUUUGGUUUCCAGUGGCCGGAGCGGCUCCGCUGUGAGAACUUUCCCGUGCACGGUGCGGGCGAGAUCUGCGUGGGGCAGAACACAUCGGAUGCCCCGCCAGGGCCCGGUGGCGCUGGAGGUCGGGGAGCCACGGCACAGCCCACUGCCGGCUACCUACCCGACCUCACCCCGCCACAGCCCGCUGCUGGCUUCUCCUUUUCUUGCCCUCGGCAGCUCAAGGUGCCCCCCUACUUGGGCUACCGCUUCCUGGGGGAGCGGGACUGUGGAGCCCCCUGUGAGCCGGGCCGGCCCAACGGGCUCAUGUACUUCAAGGAGGCCGAGGUACGUUUUGCCCGGCUCUGGGUGGGCGUGUGGUCCGUGCUCUGCUGUGCAUCCACCCUCUUUACUGUGCUUACCUACCUGGUGGACAUGCGCCGCUUCAGCUACCCGGAGCGACCCAUCAUCUUCCUCUCGGGCUGCUACUUCAUGGUGGCGGUGGCUUAUGCGGCGGGAUUCCUGCUGGAGGAGCGGGUGGUAUGCCUGGAGCGCUUCUCUGAGGAUGGCUACCGUACCGUGGCCCAAGGCACCAAGAAAGAAGGCUGCACCAUCCUCUUCAUGAUCCUCUACUUCUUCGGCAUGGCCAGCUCCAUCUGGUGGGUCAUACUGUCCCUCACCUGGUUCCUGGCAGCUGGCAUGAAGUGGGGCCACGAGGCCAUAGAGGCCAACUCCCAGUACUUCCACCUGGCUGCCUGGGCCGUGCCUGCUGUCAAAACCAUCACCAUCCUAGCCAUGGGGCAGGUGGAUGGCGAUGUGCUCAGCGGGGUGUGCUAUGUGGGCAUCUACAGCGUGGACUCACUGCGGGGCUUCGUGCUGGCGCCGCUCUUUGUGUACCUCUUCAUUGGCACCUCCUUCCUGCUGGCCGGCUUUGUGUCAUUGUUUCGCAUCCGCACCAUCAUGAAGCAUGAUGGCACCAAGACGGAGAAGCUGGAAAAGCUGAUGGUGCGCAUUGGGGUCUUCAGCGUCCUCUACACAGUCCCUGCCACCAUUGUCCUGGCAUGCUACUUCUAUGAGCAGGCCUUCCGUAGCACCUGGGAGAAGACGUGGCUCCUCCAGACGUGCAAAACCUACGCUGUGCCCUGCCCUAGCCACUUCGCCCCCAUGAGCCCGGACUUCACAGUCUUCAUGAUCAAGUACCUCAUGACCAUGAUCGUUGGCAUCACAACGGGCUUCUGGAUCUGGUCUGGCAAAACCCUACAGUCCUGGCGGCGCUUCUACCACAGACUGAGUACCGGCAGCAAGGGCGAGACGGCGGUAUGAGACCUCCACCCACCCUGGCACACACGCAGAAGAGAGGGUACUCGGCAGAAGGGAGGCAACAGCGGCUCCCUGAAGACGGAGGAAGGGGGGAGGCUUUCCAAAACUUUGGCUUUCUCACAGCGGGGUUAAAAAAUGAUCAUCGCAUAAAGGACUACGUGCGCUGUGUCCAAUGGUGCUUACGCCCGGCUGAGAGGAAAAGCACAGAAAGAGGCCGCUGCCGGGGCGGGAGAGCCCUUCGCUUUCCAGACAGCCCCCUCUCUUUUCCGUGUGCGGGAAGGAAACCAACGCGGCCGAGGCAA